CUCCGAUCUCUGCUCUCUCGUCUACCCUUUAAAUCUUUAUCGCUUUCUUCUUUACCUAAAUUUACCCUCUUCUUCUUUAAUAAUGGCGAGAGACAGACUUGCGGCCAUGAGGGCCCAGCAGCAAGGGAUGUACGGGGGCUCAAACAAUUCCUACCCGACGCAGGCGUCUGGAGGAUACGGCCAGAGGUCCAACCAGUAUAACAACCUUUCCGACUAUGAGAUGUCAGACGUCGGUGGAAGCAGGACAUACAACGCAGCGCCAACACCAGUCGGUACACCAGGAGACGCAAUGUCAGCAUUCUAUGCUGAGAUUGCCUCUAUCCAAGACUCUAUCCGCGCUUUCAACGAAAAUAUCUCUCGUAUUGGAGAACUGCAUUCACGCUCGUUGAACAAUAUGGAUGAUGUCGCCGCUCAGCAAAACAGCGCUGCACUCGAUGAUUUGGUUGCGGAGACCAGUGCAUUGAGCGCCACCUUGAAACGUAGGAUCAAGGCCUUGGAAGCACAAGGUGCUUCAGGCCGAGACGGACAGAUACGAAGGGCGCAGACAGGGCUUGUCAAAUCCAAGUUUGUUGAGGCCAUCCAGACGUACCAGUCGGUAGAGCAGCAAUACCGCACUAAACAUAAGCAGCGCCUUGAACGGCAAUUCAAGAUUGUUAAACCCGACGCUACCCCGGAAGAAGUGCGCGCAGUGGUGAAUAAUGAAAACAAUGGACAGAUCUUUUCUCAAGCUUUGAUGAACUCCCAAUUUACGAACGCCCAAAUGGCUUACCGUGAAGUGCAAGAACGACAUGAGGACAUCAAGCGUAUUGAAAAGACAUUGGCGGAGCUUGCUCAACUCUUCAACGACAUGAGCAUUCUUGUCGAGCAGCAGGACGAAGUCAUCAACACCAUUGAAACCCAGGCCUACAACGUUCAAGCUGACACCGAGGCUGCGUACAAACACACCGAGGAUGCUGUCAAAUCGGCAGCGGCCGCCCGCAAGAAACGAUGGAUAUGCUUCUUUAUCAUCCUCAUUGUUGUUCUUGCUAUCGUCGGCGGUGUUGUCGGAGCCAUUGUGAGCAAGCAAAACACUGGCAGCAAGUGAUGCCAGAAAGCUUCCGUUACAUCUGUUUCGAGUUCUUUGUUUAAUUCGCAUUCUUUGGCACGAGGACAAGUUAUAUCUAUCUCUUUGACGACGAUACCAUUUCUAUUUUUUCUCGCUACACGGACGACUUUCUAUCUGCUUGGCUGAACCAUUAGGAUAAUGCUGAUAAUAGUCUCUCUUAAAAUCCAAGGCAAAGGGCUGUUCACUCC
Molecule: messenger RNA, 1293 nt
Organism: Coprinopsis cinerea okayama7#130
Lineage: Eukaryota; Fungi; Basidiomycota; Agaricomycetes; Agaricales; Psathyrellaceae
Product: syntaxin
Exons: 9
Coding region: 83-1084 (333 amino acids)
Biological process (GO): intracellular protein transport; exocytosis; vesicle fusion
Cellular component (GO): SNARE complex; plasma membrane; endomembrane system
Molecular function (GO): SNAP receptor activity; SNARE binding
Source: RefSeq, a predicted model, not a curated record